AAUUUAUGCUUUUCUACACACCGAAAGAAUCGGCGUUUUUCUAUUUGUAUAAUUGAAAAUGCGAAUCAAAGGUGGUGAUCACAAUUGGAUCAUUGUUGUGAAUCUUGUGAUGAGACUGGUGCUGCUGUAAGGUGCCAAAUUCACUCUAGUUCUCAGAAACAAUUCAAUAUGGCAGCCGUCUACUGGCAGUGGUUGAAAUUCAGAACUUCUUACCGAUUUAUUUCGAGAACGUUGAACAAUUUUGCGCCACAUGUUAGUCGGACAAUAAAAAAAGGAUGUAUCUUUAAAUUACUAGAAAGAGACCGCGUGGCAACAUUUUUAUCAAGAAAACUUACUGUUGGAACAAGUUUUGCUUUGGUUGGCUCUCUUGCAUGGUGCUAUUCAUCAACGUCUGGUAAUAAUGAGUCUGAAAGAAUAUGCUUUUUGGCUAAAGAGAAUCGAGUAACUGAACUGGAAAGGGUGAUUUCUGGAUCUGGAUGUGAUGUGAACAAAUUUCAUUCACUUGGAUGGACUGCCUUGCAUGUUGCUGCAAUGAAUGAUAGUGUAAAGUCCAUGAACUUGCUGUUACAAGCUGGAGCAGAUCCUAAUGUGAGAGAUGACUAUUCAACAGCUUUUAAAAUUGCAGGCAAGAAGAAGAUGAGACUGAUGGAUGUUAUGAUGAUUCGAGAAAAUGAGUUCUCCCAUCGCCUGAAUAAAAGUGCAAACUUCUCUGGAUUUACACCUCUCCAUUAUGCUAGUCUCAUUGACAGUUAUGAAGGUGUGAAACUUCUCUUGAGCAAAGGCGCUGACCCAACAAUAAAAGAUGACAGCGGUCACAGUGCGGAUGAAUACACCGAGAAUGAAAAGAUCAAGAUGAUCAUCAAAAGUAAUCAGGCAGAGUAUGUGCAAAGAAAACGUCGACUUGAAGCUGAAGAAAGAAAGAAAUAUCCUUUGGAGAAAAGAAUCAAAGAAGCAAUUAUCGGUCAAGAAGGUGCCAUCACUACAGUUGCAUCAGCAAUUAGAAGACGUGAAAAUGGCUGGUAUGAUGAAGAUCAUCCUCUAGUGUUUCUUUUCCUUGGCUCAUCAGGAAUAGGGAAAACUGAACUCGCGAAACAAGUUGCCAAAUACCUCCACAAAGAUGAUAAAAAGGGUUUUAUACGGUUAGACAUGUCCGAGUUUCAAGAAAAGCACGAGGUAGCAAAGAUGAUUGGCUCACCCCCUGGAUAUAUCGGUCAUGACGAAGGUGGUCAGCUGACGAAAGCUUUGAGAGAGUGUCCCAAUGCUGUGGUUCUUUUUGACGAGGUUGACAAAGCUCAUCCAGACGUUCUCACCGUCAUGUUACAGCUGUUUGACGAGGGUCGACUUACAGAUGGCCAAGGUAAAACGAUCGAGUGCAAAGACGCCAUUUUCGUGAUGACGUCUAAUCUUGCUAGUGAUGAAAUUGCUAAGCAUGGUUUAAAACUUCGGAAGCAAGCACGUCAAAUAAUCGAGGAGCGAGAAUCGAAGACAGCAGCAGGAAAGUUGGAAGUUGAUCUGUCGUUGAAGCGGAUUGAAAUUUCAAAGAAAUUCAAAGAAGAAGUCGUCCGACCAAUACUUAAGUUUCAUUUUAGACGAGAUGAAUUUCUUGGAAGGAUCAAUGAAAUCGUAUAUUUUCUUCCAUUUUCUCAAAGUGAACUGCUCAAAUUGGUUGAAAAGGAGAUGUAUUAUUGGAGCAAACGGGCAUUAGAACGUCACGACAUUCACUUGAGUUGGGAUAAAGAAGUAUUAACAUGUAUGGCUGAUGGUUAUGAUGUACAUUAUGGGGCAAGGUCUAUCAAACACGAGGUUGAAAGAAAAGUUAUCAAUCAAGUAGCGGCCGCUCACGAACAAGAACUGGUCGGCAGUGGUUGUGCCGUCCAUAUCGCCGUGAAGCACGAGCAAAACGAGGAAGAAAAUAUCGUUGUAUCAAAGAUUGUGUUGGAAGUUCUUGAAAACAAUAAAGAAAAAAGACAGAUACAAUUGGAUGAUUAUUACGCUCCUGAACAAACUGCAGUAUUUUGAUGGGGUCAUGGAACGAGAGUAAGAAACGCUAUAAUCUUCAUACAUUGGUGUGAGCUGAGUUCAAUGAUUUACUUAAUACUAUUGCAAACAAACAUUGGCAAUGAUAAAUAUUCAAUGCAACAGAAUAACAUAGAGACAGGCAGAAAAAACAGGGAUAGUGAAUUUGUUAUAGGUCUCCAUUGUUCUAAGCUUUCAAUAAAGCAUUUACGACAGC
Molecule: messenger RNA, 2233 nt
Organism: Xenia sp. Carnegie-2017
Lineage: Eukaryota; Metazoa; Cnidaria; Anthozoa; Malacalcyonacea; Xeniidae
Product: caseinolytic peptidase B protein homolog
Exons: 17
Coding region: 169-2019 (616 amino acids)
Biological process (GO): cellular response to heat
Cellular component (GO): cytoplasm; mitochondrion
Molecular function (GO): protein binding; ATP hydrolysis activity; ATP binding
Source: RefSeq, a predicted model, not a curated record